Messenger RNA from Arachis duranensis, 3335 nucleotides. Its product is annotated as probable serine/threonine-protein kinase At1g01540. The record is from RefSeq and is a predicted model, not a curated record. The transcript has 7 exons. Lineage: Eukaryota; Viridiplantae; Streptophyta; Magnoliopsida; Fabales; Fabaceae. The coding region runs from base 1284 to 2825 and encodes 513 amino acids. Gene Ontology annotation, molecular function: protein kinase activity; ATP binding. Gene Ontology annotation, biological process: protein phosphorylation.
AAGCUGGUAAUGCAAUUCUCAUUGGGAGAGAUUUUCUCCCGUCUGGAAAGUCAACCUAGAACGUCAGGUCCUGACCAAAUAGCAUUGACCAUUCCUUAAACACAUAUCACUAACUCCAAACAAGCAAAUUAAGCACAAUCCCAACACAAACAUAACCAAAUCUUGAACCAUUCUACCAUUCUAUCACUUAGACCAUAUAUUAAUUAUACCAGGAUAGAGGAAGAAUUAAGAAUAGCAAUAACCCUUUACUUAAAGCCCUUCACCGAGAGUUUUUCACCCAUAGAUUUUCCACCCAUCAUCACCCUCACUAAGUAACAUUCGUCGCCAGCAUCCUCCUUCCUCCUCCUCCUCCUCCUCUUCCUUCUUUUCUUUCUUCUUUGUUGUUCCUUCUUGUUUUUCUUCGCGUUCCAAUCUCAACAGAAAUGCAGGAUAUGUUCCAGACCAUCUCAACUUAGUGGAGAAAGUGUUAUCAGACAAAGAAGUAAAAUUUAAGAUAUGCAAAAAGACCUUACUCGGUCUCUGAGACAAUCCGACUGGAGUGGCUAUCACAGAAGUAGGGAGAAAUAAAAUGCUCAUUAGCUUUAAAAACAUUACCUAUGGAUUAAAGAUUCUCCACAACGGCUCGUGGAAUAUCAGGGAUAGUCUAAUAAACCUGCAGUAUUAGUCUCAAGAUGUUUCAAUCUAUGAGGUAAGUCAUGAAUACAUGGAAUUCUGGAUUCAAGUACAUGGAGUUCCAGUUGAUUAUAUGAGAGUGAAAACAACUAGAGCCAUAGGCAAUAUGAUGAGAAUAUUGGCAGAAGUCGAGAACCCAAUAGUGGAUGGUGUACUAAUGAGAGAAUUUCUCAAGUUCGAAGUAGCGAGAGAUGCCACCAAACCACUACAAAUUCAGGCUUCUGGAUCAAGAGAGGAGAGCGUCCGUGGAUUAGCUUCAAAUAUGAAAGGCUACUAGAUGCAUAUUGCCUUAACUGUGGCAUAAUAGGCCACGAUAAGAGAAGCUGUCAGAACCCACCCGCGAUGGCGAUGUCAGGAUAAAAUGGGAUCGAACAUAGCAAAAAUUUGACCCCGCGUCAUCGCCACUCUCAACACACAUUCCUCUUUCUUCAUCAUUCACUUUCUCUCUCUUCUUCAAGAUGUCCCAUCAUGCCAGCUUGCCUCCACUCCCAUUCACACUCACUUUCUCCCUCCUCCUUCCUCACUCUCACCACUCAAACUCGUCUUCAGUAGCAUAAGCAUUAACUCAGUUAGUUAACUUAAUUACUGUUAGUUAAGUUAACUGAAGCCCAAUGCCCGACCACCUCACACCGCCAACAAUGAACGACCAGCUCUCCAAGCAAACAUCAAUCUUCGGUCUCCGCCUCUGGGUGGUCGGCGGUGUCUGCGUCGGCGCCGCCAUUGUCCUCAUCCUCGUCCUCAUCUCCCUCUGGCUCGCCUCCAAGCUCUCCACAACCAAUAAGAGAAACCGCCACACCAUUCCCGACGUCUCCAAAGAAAUCCAAGAAAUCAAGAUAGAGCCCACCCAUUCGUCUUCUUCUCCCAAGCCCGUUGGGCUUCCCUGCCAGCCCGACCCCACUCCUGAGCCGGACCCUCACCCGCCGCCACCAGAAGCAGAAGAAAGCAACAACUACAACAACGCGGCUUUGGGGUUUAAGAGAAUUCAGUUUGAGAUUGGGAAGAACCACAGAAUAUCGUACCCGGAACGGGCUUUCGUGAGGUCAUCUUCGCAAUCGAAUCACGGAAGCGGAGAGGCAUUGGAGCAUAAUCAGCAGGCUCCUACGGUGAUCCCUGAGGUCUCGCAUUUGGGUUGGGGACACUGGUACACCCUCAGGGAGCUUGAAGCUUCCACCAAUAGCUUCGCCAACGACAACGUUAUCGGCGAAGGAGGCUACGGGAUUGUUUACCACGGCAUCUUCAACGACAACACUCAUGUUGCCAUCAAGAAUUUGCUCAAUAAUAAAGGUCAAGCUGAGAGAGAGUUCAAGGUUGAGGUGGAAGCUAUAGGGCGAGUUCGGCAUAAGAAUCUGGUGAGGUUGCUCGGGUAUUGUGCUGAAGGUGCUCAUAGAAUGCUUGUAUAUGAGUACGUUGAUAACGGAAACUUGGAGCAAUGGCUGCAUGGCGAUGUUGGACCUUGUAGUCCUCUCACUUGGGAAAUUAGAAUGAACAUAAUUCUUGGAACUGCAAAAGGAUUAGCUUAUCUUCACGAGGGGUUGGAACCCAAAGUUGUUCAUCGCGACAUUAAAUCGAGCAAUAUUUUGAUUGACAAGCAAUGGAAUUCAAAGGUGUCUGACUUUGGACUUGCUAAACUCCUUGACUCUGAUAGCAACUACAUUACGACUCGUGUAAUGGGUACAUUCGGAUACGUAGCUCCUGAAUAUGCAAGUACUGGCAUGUUGAAUGAACGAAGCGAUGUGUAUAGUUUCGGAAUCCUUAUAAUGGAAGUAAUUACAGGCAGGAAUCCUGUUGAUUAUAGUCGGCCAUUGGAGCAGGUAAAUUUAGUUGACUGGCUAAAGAAGAUGGUUGGUAACAGAAAUGCAGAGGGAGUGUUGGAUCCCAAACUCCCUGAGAAACCGAAUUCAAGGGCCCUAAAGAGAGUACUUAUUGUAGCAUUGCGCUGCACAGACUCAAAUGCACAAAAGCGGCCUAAAAUGGGACAUAUUGUACACAUGCUUGAAGCUGAAGAAUCCCCUUACAAAGAGGAUCGUAGAGCUAGAAGGGAAUCGGGAUACACGCCCAAGAAUAAAGUAAACGACAAUCCAAAAGAGGAGGCAACUGUUUCCAGCGAUGAUUGUAGAACUGAAAGUGGGAUGCAGGACAAUGAGACAAAAUGAAGCUACCAAGAAGCGAAGCUGAGUAUAGAAUUUGCUGCUGGGGUCUCGCUUAGUGACCAAAAAGAUUACGGUAACCAUCCCUCCCUAGUCCCUUUACAAUCUGUUGUAAAAACAUGCCGAAAUCAAUUUACAUCCAUGAGACUUUUACAUAUAUUGCUCUACUUUGUUUGUGGCUUCUUCCACUCAUCCUAUACCAACAAUAACCUUAACACAAGAUUUGCUUUGCUUACUUUGUCCCAUGUGUUUUUUGCAGAUGUGCUUUUAAUUUAAUGUCAAUCAUGUAAAUGUGCUUCAUUCAUUGAAUAAAAAAUGUUGUAAUGCUUCUCAUGCUUGAUCUGAUUAUGUGAUUGAAAGUUUGUACUUUGUAACAUAUUGUAGCACCCAGCAGGUCAUGUUGAGAUAUAAAUACUCAAUUGAGAUGUGUAAUUAAGUGUAAGAUUUAUGAGAGAAAUUAUAAAUGUACAUAUUAAGGUGUGAGUCCACACCCCUUAGCUGAUUGAACGAUGUAAA